UGUCCCUGUGCGUUUGGAGGAGUUAUCAGCUGCUGGCAGGAGAGGAAACGACGACGAGGAGCGGAAGAGGAGGCAGCAGAGCCACGGUGCGGGUGACCAUUCCUUCACUGCUGCUGCUGUCCUUUCAUUACGAGCCACCUGCUGAAAAACGCUCCUCUGUUGCACAUUAUAUUAUCAAUAUUCACGUUUUUUUUUGUUUUUUUUUUAAAGAAAUUUCUUCCCAAAGCUGAAGAUCUGAAGAUCUUCAAUAUGUGUCGGAUCUAACACCUGCGGAGAGGACUAUAAGGAAUAUCAGACUCCCUCCGUGGAUGUGGACAAAUAAACUGUGGACAUGGAAAAGAUAGUAAAUUUAUCCCUUUCAGUGCUGCUGGUUUUAUGGGGUUGCGCGCUUGGAGGCUCGCCCAGUGUUCAGAUUGGGGGACUCUUUCCAAGGGGCGCGGACCAAGAGUACAGCGCAUUUCGGAUAGGAAUGGUUCAAUUUGGCACUUCGGAAUUCAGACUUACGCCUCACAUUGACAAUCUGGAAGUGGCGAACAGUUUUGCUGUUACCAAUUGUUUCUGUUCACAGUUCUCGAGAGGAGUGUACGCCAUUUUUGGAUUCUACGACAAAAAGUCCGUCAACACCAUCACGUCAUUUUGUGGGACGCUCCAUGUCUCCUUCAUCACGCCCAGCUUCCCUCUGGACGGGAAUCAGCAGUUCAUCAUCCAAAUGAGGCCCGAUAUCAAGGGGCCCCUCCUCAGUCUUAUCGAGUACUACAAGUGGGACAAGUUUGCCUACCUGUACGACAGCGAUCGAGGCUUGACAACCCUACAGGUUGUUUUGGACACAGCGGCAGAGAAGAAGUGGCAGGUAACAGCCAUCAACGUCGGCAACCUGAAAGAUGAGAGAAAAGACGAGGCUUACCGCUCACUCUUCCAAGACCUGGAGAACAAGAAGGAGAGGAGGGUGAUCCUGGACUGUGAACAGGACAAAGUAAAAGACAUCAUGGACCAGGUCAUCACAAUUGGCAGACAUGUUAAAGGCUACCACUACAUUAUAGCCAAUCUGGGUUUCAUUGAUGGAGAUCUGUCAAAAAUCCAAUAUGGUGGUGCCAACGUGUCAGGCUUUCAGAUUGUUGACUUUGAGGAUCCUUUGGUGUCCAAGUUUGACCAGAGAUGGGAGGCCCUGGAGGAAAAGGAGUAUCCUGGUGCUGACAGUAAAAUUAGGUACACGUCCGCAUUGACCUACGACUCCGUGCAAGUGAUGACCGAGGCUUUCCGCUACCUGCACAAGCAACGCAUUGACUUCACCCGGCGGGCCAACAACGGUGACUGUCUGGCGAACCCUGCUGUGCCCUGGGCUCAGGGUGUGGAGAUUGAGCGGGCACUGAAACAGGUUCGGGUGGAAGGCCUGACAGGGAACAUCCAGUUUGAUCAACAUGGCAAGAGAGUGAACUACUCAGUGAACGUCAUGGAGUUAAAGACCAAUGGUCCGGUAAAGAUCGGGUACUGGAAUGAGGUGGACAGAAUGGCUGUAACCAAAUCAGACGUCUUUGCAAAUGAAUCGACAGGAAUGGAAAACAAAACUGUGAUUGUCACCACCAUCUUGGAAGCUCCGUAUGUAAUGCUGAAAAAGAAUGCUGACCUUUUUGUAGACAAUGAACGCUACGAGGGUUACUGUGUAGAUCUGGCUGCGGAGAUAGCCAAACACUGUGGCUUCAAAUAUCAACUGAAAAUAGUGGGGGAUGGGAAAUAUGGAGCCAGAGAUGCAGAGACCAAAAUCUGGAAUGGGAUGGUUGGAGAGUUGGUGUACGGGAAAGCAGAUAUCGCUGUGGCUCCUCUGACGAUCACUUUGGUGCGAGAGGAGGUCAUCGACUUCUCCAAACCCUUUAUGUCUCUUGGAAUCUCCAUCAUGAUCAAGAAGCCUCAAAAAUCAAAGCCAGGAGUUUUCUCUUUCCUGGACCCACUUGCCUAUGAGAUCUGGAUGUGUAUCGUUUUUGCCUACAUCGGUGUCAGUGUCGUGCUGUUCCUCGUAAGCCGAUUCAGCCCAUAUGAGUGGCACACCGAGGAGUACGAGGACGGGCAAAUCCAGACUAAUGAGUCCACCAACGAGUUUGGCAUAUUCAACAGCCUGUGGUUUUCUCUCGGAGCCUUCAUGCGACAAGGCUGUGACAUCUCACCUAGAUCUCUGUCUGGGCGCAUUGUCGGUGGCGUGUGGUGGUUUUUCACUCUCAUCAUCAUCUCCUCUUACACGGCCAACCUGGCUGCUUUCCUAACUGUUGAGAGGAUGGUGUCUCCCAUUGAAAGUGCAGAGGACCUGGCUAAACAGACUGAGAUAGCCUAUGGGACUCUGGACUCUGGCUCCACCAAAGAGUUUUUCAGGCGCUCAAAAAUCGCCCUCUUUGACAAAAUGUGGACGUACAUGCGCAGUGCGGAGCCCUCUGUGUUUGUGAAAACCACAGCAGAGGGGGUUUUGAGGGUCCGCAAGAGCAAGGGGAAAUAUGCCUACCUGCUGGAGUCCACCAUGAAUGAGUACAUCGAGCAGCGGAAGCCCUGCGACACCAUGAAAGUGGGAGGCAACCUGGACUCCAAAGGCUACGGGAUCGCCACGCCGAAAGGAUCCUCAUUAAGAACACCAGUAAACCUUGCGGUAUUGAAACUCAGUGAGCAAGGCGUCUUAGACAAGCUGAAAAACAAAUGGUGGUACGAUAAGGGUGAAUGUGGAGCCAAGGACUCUGGAAGUAAGGAGAAGACGAGCGCCCUCAGCCUGAGCAACGUGGCUGGGGUCUUCUACAUUCUGGUCGGAGGACUCGGCUUGGCCAUGCUGGUGGCCUUGAUUGAGUUCUGUUACAAGUCCCGAGCCGAGGCGAAACGAAUGAAGAUGACGUUCGGGGAUGCCAUGAGGAAUAAAGCGAGACUCUCCGUCACUGGGAGUACUGGGGAGAAUGGUCGGGUGAUGACUCCAGAGUUUCCUAAAGCUGUCCACGCUGUCCCGUACGUGAGACCUGACAUGGGACUAAACGUCAGCCUGACAGAUCUGUCCUGAUCAAUGAGAAACUUCUGAGUGCCUUACUAUGGUUUCAAUAGAGCGUUUUGCUUUGUUUUGUUUUGUUUUGUUUUGUCCCUCCGACCCUCCUUGAGUUUUCCUGUCUCUGUCUGGUGAAAUGGAAAAAGCAGGAGAUGGAGUCUUCAUUUGUCUCACACACAAAGACUUUUAUUGUUGCUCUCUGUCUCGAUUCCUCACCAUUUAAAUUGCCUCCCUCUCUGGGUGGAAUUAAAUCUUGGAAUAUUAAAGGGAGGUGUUUUUUUUCUGUCUGAACUGGUGACACCAUGCUUUUCCUAUCAAUCUGUCUGGACUGGCCUGAGAUGAGAUCGAGGGGCUUGAUUGAUGGCUACGGAUGCUUCUGGGAGUCAGAGUUUCAGUCAUCUCUGCUGUGUAUGAGUGGAUUGUGUAUGUGAAGAGUGUGUGAGUGUGUGUGUGUGUGUGUGUGCAUCAGGAGAAGAUGUCAUAAAGAAAAAAAAAAUACUUUUGUUUCUGUAGCCACAGCCGCCAAACUGGAUUUUCAAGCACACUUGAUACCAUCGACAUUAAGAUGUGAACGUGUCUUUUUUUUCUUCUUUUUUUUAAGAAAAUCAAAAAAAAAGUUUAUUGGGAAAAAAAAAUAUUUUUAUGUAUUUUCACAAAAUAGCUUUUAAAUAAACUUGCUUACAUACUGGUUGGAUAUAAACAUCUUAAUGUGUGAGUGUAAAGAAAGAACAAAAUAUUAAACAGCUUCUAGUACCAUAUUUUUAAAGCCAAAUACAUUGCAGCGUAUGGGGGUGAAAAUGUUGAAAUCAUGUAAUUAACUCCUAUUCUAAACUUUCCUGUAUAUUUUAUUCUUUAACAUUUGGUGUUGUUGAAAUAAUAUGUCAAUUCUUGACAUUUUGGAAUCAAUCCGUCUCUGUUUUUUCUUGUUAGCGUUGGUGCAGCAACUUUUUUGCUUUAUACUUUUGUCUCUUUGUUCGCUUCAGUGCUUUUGCUGUUUGUGUUUUUUCUGACGAGGACCAGGGUAGAUGUUCUACUUCCAACAGGAAAUCAAUCUGUUUACACACAUACACUCACGCACACACACACACACACACACAGAAAAUGAUAGAUUGGUGUGGUAUUUUAUUAUCACAUCACAUUGUGAUGUGGCGUCAAGAAGAGGCAUCGAAAUCCACAUUGGUCUAUGUGCUGGUUUUAAAAUGCCAAAUAAGUGAGAGUGCCAAAUUCUAGUGCCAGUAGAUAUGAAUAUAGUCUUAAAUAUAAUCAAUCACUGUCAUCUCAGUGAAUGUAAAUGAUACAUUCUGUAAGUUUUGUAACUAGAUGUACAGUCGGUGGCAAUUACAAUGCUAUUACAGUAGCCUUUUUCGCUUUGUUUUCCAGUCUCCAUGUACUUUUGCAAUGAUCUGACUAUGACGUCGCACCGGUUGCAUGUUGUUGCCGCAGAUACGAUAUAAGUUUAUUUCACUACAGCCAAACACGCAUUUUCAUUUUAAUGUUGAAGUUGUGAGGUAAACUGUUCAAAGUUGGAAAUACAAUGUCAGACAUAUAUAUAUAUACAUAUACAGUAUAUACAUAUAUUUUAUAUAAAAAAGUUUAAAUAUGAAAAGUUAUGGCCCCUUUGCAUUAUUAUAGCAUCAACGCUACUUUGCUUCUGUCGGAUACAAACUUUUCUUUCUACUUAUUCUAAAAAUAAAGUUUUUCUUUAUUUUAUUUGUCAUUUAUGGUCCAACACAAAGGAGCACUUCUAUUCGAUUUCCUUUUCCCUAAAGAUUGACCCACAAGGAGCCCUCCACUGUGACAUAAAGGGAGGUAUAAACUAUACUGUUGUCAUCACUUGUUUAUGUCAUCAAUAAUAGGAACAUAUACCAUAGUUUCAUCACGUCAUUUUUCAUGCUAUUCUCAUAGACUUUUUGUAAAUGGAAUGUGUGCUAACUUGUUUAUUUUUUGGGACUUUCUAAAUAAAAGUGGCUGAUCUCUUGUUA
Solea senegalensis (Senegalese sole) is the source of this 4989-nucleotide messenger RNA. RefSeq names its product glutamate receptor, ionotropic, AMPA 2b (gene gria2b). The record is from RefSeq and is a predicted model, not a curated record. The transcript is spliced from 16 exons. Gene Ontology annotation, molecular function: AMPA glutamate receptor activity; transmitter-gated monoatomic ion channel activity involved in regulation of postsynaptic membrane potential. NCBI's taxonomy places the organism in Eukaryota, Metazoa, Chordata, Actinopteri, Pleuronectiformes, Soleidae. Gene Ontology annotation, cellular component: AMPA glutamate receptor complex; plasma membrane; postsynaptic membrane. The coding region runs from base 332 to 3025 and encodes 897 amino acids. Gene Ontology annotation, biological process: monoatomic ion transport; synaptic transmission, glutamatergic; modulation of chemical synaptic transmission.